Molecule: messenger RNA, 1094 nt
Organism: Branchiostoma belcheri (Belcher's lancelet)
Lineage: Eukaryota; Metazoa; Chordata; Leptocardii; Amphioxiformes; Branchiostomatidae
Product: proteasome subunit alpha type-2
Exons: 8
Coding region: 29-730 (233 amino acids)
Biological process (GO): ubiquitin-dependent protein catabolic process
Cellular component (GO): proteasome core complex, alpha-subunit complex; proteasome core complex
Source: RefSeq, a predicted model, not a curated record
GCGUGGUGUGUUGUGGGAAACAUUCAAAAUGUCGGAACGCUACAGCUUUUCUCUCACCACAUUCAGCCCCUCUGGGAAGCUGGUGCAGAUUGAGUAUGCUCUGGCCGCUGUUGCAGCAGGAGCGCCCUCUGUCAGCAUCAAAGCCUCCAAUGGAGUAGUCCUGGCCACAGAGAAGAAACAGAAGUCUGUGCUGUAUGAUGAGCAGAGCGUUCACAAAGUGGAGAUGAUCACCAAGAACAUCGGCAUGGUGUACAGUGGGAUGGGCCCUGACUACAGGUUGUUGGUUCGCCAUGCCCGGAGGAUUGCACAGAACUACUUCCUGACGUACCAGGAACAGAUCCCCACCACCCAGCUGGUACAGAAGGUGGCCUACGUCAUGCAGGAGUACACACAGUCUGGAGGUGUGCGUCCGUUUGGAGUGUCUCUGUUGGUGGCAGGCUGGGAUGAGGACAGACCUUACCUGUUCCAGUGUGAUCCUUCUGGGGCUUACUUUGCCUGGAAAGCCACAGCUAUGGGGAAGAACUUCAUCAACGGCAAGACAUUCCUGGAGAAAAGGUACAAUGAAGACCUGGAGUUGGAAGAUGCCGUGCACACAGCUAUUCUAACACUGAAGGAGAGUUUUGAAGGGCAGAUGACGGAGGACAACAUAGAAAUCGGCUUGUGUAACGAGUCUGGGUUCCGUCGACUCAGUCCCAGUGAAGUCAAGGACUACCUGGCUUCAAUAGCAUAGAUGGAAGCUCUGUAUAUACUGUUCUUUACUAUAAGCACACUACGUAUACUGUGGGUGCUCUGUUUAGUGUUCACAACUUAUGAAAUAGGAUGGCAAGAUGUUUAUUUACAAGGGUCUAUUGUCAUAAUAUGACCACAUAAAGAAUAACAUUAGAAUACUUGCAUAAUACCUGGCUCAAAAACAGCAUCAGUUUUGGAGAUGCAUAUGAAAAACAAUAAGUAGUACAUGUAGUUGAUGAUUUAAACUUGAUACAGGUUAAACCAUACCGUUUGUGUGCUACAAUUGUUUGUCUUUGUUCUUGCAUAAUAAAUAUUAACCCCAUCUAAACUUAUCUGCAGUACAGAUGAGUUUAGAUUGGAUCUGA